Tribolium castaneum (red flour beetle) is the source of this 870-nucleotide messenger RNA. RefSeq names its product transcriptional repressor CTCF-like. The transcript is spliced from 2 exons. Gene Ontology annotation, molecular function: RNA polymerase II transcription regulatory region sequence-specific DNA binding; DNA-binding transcription factor activity, RNA polymerase II-specific. Gene Ontology annotation, biological process: regulation of transcription by RNA polymerase II. The record is from RefSeq and is a predicted model, not a curated record. NCBI's taxonomy places the organism in Eukaryota, Metazoa, Arthropoda, Insecta, Coleoptera, Tenebrionidae. Bases 1 to 870 code for a protein of 289 amino acids.
AUGAAAAACCACUCGACAAUUCACACAAUAGGCGCCGAAACAUUCGAUUGUUCAAGCGUCCUUGAACCGUACAAAUGUCACAAAUGUCCGACAUUUGUGACGCCAUUUUUGUCACAACUGAGGCAUCACAUCGUUCAAGGUCACACAUCACAACGUGUCAAAUUGACACUUCACAAGUGUCCCCGGUGUGAUUUUAAGUCGUUUUCGCGGUUUUUGUUCUCGAAACAUUUGAAAAGUGUCACACAUGAGAGAAAUGACUUUUACGAGUGUAAAAGUUGUGAUUAUGUGACUAGAAGUGUUCCCCGUUUGCGGAGACACGUCAUCGCGAGACAUACGGCCGAUUCUGAGAUCGAGUGGUUUCAGUGUGCGUAUUGCCCUUUCAAGGGCAAACUCCGGGGAAACCUGAGCCGACACGUGCAAAUACACGACCCGGAUUUCCGGUUUGCGUGCCAGUUUUGCGACUACAAGGCCAAAAGAAGUGAUUAUUUGAGACAGCACUUGUAUGGUCGGCAUAUGUCCAAAAUACUGCGCGCGCACAGUUGUGAUCAUUGUGAUUUUAAGAGUAUAGAUCGCGCUCGCUUGAAGUCACAUCAAGUGGCCAAGCAUACGGUAAAGUGCGACUUUGACUACCUCCAGUGUAGCCAAUGUCAGUACAAGACGCCGUUUAAGUUCGUGUUAAACAGACACGUGACUAGCAAGCACGGCCCUGAUAGGCUCAAGUGUGACCAAUGCGAGUUCGUGACGAAAUACAAGCUCAGUUUACAAACCCGUUUUCUCUCUCUCUUGAGGCUUUCCAAAAGGCCCAACCGCAACCCGAUCUCCGACAAAGCCGCCCGGAAAAAGGACAUUACAAAUGUAAAAAUGAUGUAA